Messenger RNA from Aspergillus novofumigatus IBT 16806, 1429 nucleotides. RefSeq names its product glycoside hydrolase family 12 protein. Gene Ontology annotation, molecular function: cellulase activity. The coding region runs from base 180 to 1205 and encodes 341 amino acids. The transcript is spliced from 5 exons. The record is from RefSeq and is a predicted model, not a curated record. Gene Ontology annotation, biological process: polysaccharide catabolic process. Lineage: Eukaryota; Fungi; Ascomycota; Eurotiomycetes; Eurotiales; Aspergillaceae.
ACUCGUUAUCAGGGACCAUCCCCGUCGAGCAUAUGAUUAGUCUGUUUUAGUCCCUGAUUUCCCACUCGAACAGUCAAACUAUGUAAACAAUUCAAUUCUUUUCCCUUAUCAUCUCACCUUCCAUGACCUUCCUCCUUCUACAUCUCUGAAUUUACAGAGUUCUUCACGUCAAACCUAUCAUGGUGCUUCGAUGGGUUGUUAAUGCCGGCCUUUUGGCCAUCCCCAUCGGAGGCACUGUAGGUGCUUUGAUGGGAAUCGAUGCGCACCGACAUGCGACAGGACAAGCUCCUCUUUUCAGCGGCGGCGGCGGUUCAGGGUCGGGCUCGGGCUCGGACUCCUCUGGCUCUGUUCCUCCUGGUGGCAGUGGUAGCACUACUCAUAAUGGAGUGGCCAACACAAUGUACUGCCCGAAAACCCCCUACGGAAUCACGCCUGAGACAAAAGGACAAAGCUUCACAUUAAAUCCCAAUCCAUGGGGUGUGACCGGCGAUACAGUCGGAGCAUUAUGCAUGAACGUCACAACCUUCGAUAACGGGACAUACGCGACCAAGAACACAGCACCCGAGUUCUCCGUUACAUGGCAAUACGACCCCAGUCUGUCGACCCAACCGGUCCACGCCUACUCGAACGUGAUGAUUGAUGACGGGUUGCCCAUCUCUCUGGAGAAAAUUCAGCAUAUGAAUGUCGAUUUCCACUGGACCUACGGAGUAGGCAACACACCCGCUGAGGCGACAAACGAGGCGGAACUGACUGCCGCAUCUGUCAAUACGAACGUCGCCAUCGAUAUGUUCAUGAGCCACGAAGAGAAAGUAAAGGACAGUUCCGAUUAUACACAUGAAGUGAUGGUCUGGUUUGGGAAGUUCGGGCCCGCCACGUACGUCCUUGGACAAGACGGUGGCGUAGUUGCGACCAAAGAGCUGAAUGGAACUAUUUUCAACCUAUAUUCUGGCCGGAACGGCAACAACCAGUGGGUUCUGACGUGGCUUACGAGCGACUCUUCGAACGAUCCUGAGGCGAAGGGGAAAACUACGGAAACGUUCACCGGUGAUCUCUUACCUCUGAUCACCGAUCUAUACUCCAUGACUGGGGAGGCUUACCCGUCAAAAUCCGACUACAUGGGUAUCUUCCAGUUCGGUACCGAGGCCUUCCAUUCAAGUACGAAUGUCACAUUUUGGGCACCCAAAUUCUCGGUAGAUCUGCAAUGACGAGAAUGAGGAGGUGUAUGUAUAUUUUCUUUUGUUCAUGAGCAUUUGGGAGUUUUGAGGGAAUCCGAUCGAACAUAGAUAAUGAAGCAUUGGUAUAUUGUCAUCACAGAUGAGAACGGCACUUGUAAGGGCCAAGCCGGGUUGCCUAUACUGUUUACAAACAUAUGGACUAUGCAAAUUAUUGGAAGCAUUGCGUACGAUACGCAGAAUCGCCAUUACUGGGA